Messenger RNA from Mugil cephalus (flathead mullet), 2830 nucleotides. RefSeq names its product adaptor related protein complex 4 subunit beta 1 (gene ap4b1). Lineage: Eukaryota; Metazoa; Chordata; Actinopteri; Mugiliformes; Mugilidae. The record is from RefSeq and is a predicted model, not a curated record. Gene Ontology annotation, molecular function: clathrin binding. Gene Ontology annotation, biological process: intracellular protein transport; vesicle-mediated transport. The transcript is spliced from 13 exons. Bases 273 to 2732 code for a protein of 819 amino acids. Gene Ontology annotation, cellular component: membrane coat; clathrin adaptor complex.
AAACAACAGAAGAAGAAAUGCGGAAGUUACUGGGAUGUAAACAAACCCGGUCGUCUCUGUAGAGAUAAAACUAAUGAAAUCAUCCGACUGAAGCGUUAAACAGUAUUGUGUUGUAAAAUAACUAAUCGGUGUCCUACGUAGACCCAUGUUUAGAGGCUAUAAAACGCGUACGUGUCCGUGUCAAACGUACAGGCCGCCGCGUUGCUUUUGUGCCAAACUGUCUACAUUUUAACAUAGUCACGGGUGUCGGUGGUCCUCCGCCUGCUGACACCAUGCCUUAUCUGGGAGGCGAGGAGACGGUGAGGGACCUUAGGAGAGCCCUGUCCAACCCAAACGUCCAGUCCGACCAGCUGCGUUACAGGAACACCAUCUUCAAAGUCAUCAGGACGAUGUCUCAGGGUGUGGAUGUGUCCGGCCUGUUCAGCGAGAUGGUAAAAGCGUGCGCCACAGUAGACGUAGUCCAGAAGAAGCUGGUCUACGUCUUCCUGUGUUCCUACGCCACCUUGAACCCUGAGCUGUCCCUGCUGGUCAUCAACACCCUGAGGAAAGACUGCCAGGAUCCCAACCCCAUGGUCCGCAGCCUGGCCUUGAGGAACAUGACCAACCUCAGGUUACCCAGCCUCGCGGAGUAUGUGGAGCAGCCUCUGACAGCGGGACUGAGAGACCGAGCAGCCUGCGUCCGACGAGUGGCUGUACUUGGCUGGGCCAAACUGCACAAUCUCGUAUCCAGCUCUGAGAUAGAUGCUGCGGUGGUGAACGAGCUGUACAGCCUGCUGAGAGACCCGGACCCCGUGGUGAUGGUGAACUGCCUCCGAGCUCUGGAGGAGAUUCUGAAGGAGGAGGGGGGAGUCGCUAUCAACAAACCCAUCACCCAUCACCUCCUCAACAGGCUGAAGGAGUGUGACAUCUGGGGUCAGUGUGAGGUGCUGAGGGUCCUCCAGCGCUACCGCCCCCAGUCAGAAGACGAGCUCUUCGACAUCCUGUCCCUUCUGGACGCCUCCUUGAUCAGCGCUCACCCACCGGUCAUGGCCGCCACCCUCAGUCUCUUCCUGAGCCUCUGCUCCGGCCUCCCCGCGGUCAGCCUGGCGGCCCUGGAGCGGGUGCGGGGACCCCUGCUGGCGGCCUGUGGGAACAGCUCCAGAGAGAUGAGGUUUGCCGCCCUCUGCCAUAUACAGCUGCUGUUGCGUUCCGUCCCCGGCAUGAUGGGUGCACACUACAAGCGUUUCUUCUGUGGCUAUGCUGAGCCGGCCUACAUCAAGCAAAGAAAGAUGCAGGUUCUGGUGGAGCUGGUGAAUGAUGAGAACGUGGCGAUGUUACUGGAUGAACUGAAAGGAUACUGCACCGAUGUCAAUGCUGACACCGCACAGGCUGCAAUUUCAGCCAUCGGUCGUAUUGGACGCAGCUACAGUGACAGAUGUCUAGAGAUCCUCACUGGGCUGCUUGGACUCAAACAGGAUCACAUCACUUCUGCGGUGGUGCAGACAAUGCGUGACCUGGUGUGGGUGUGUCCUCAGUGUAGCGACACGGUGUGCGUCGCUCUCGAGGGCUGUGAGGAGACGCUGCAGGAUGCCGAGGGCAGGCAGGCCUUGCUGUGGUUGCUGGGUGUGUAUGGCGACCGAGUGUCCAGCGCCCCCUACACUUUGGAGGUGUUCAUUGACGGGGUGAGGAGCGAGGCUUCUCUGGGAGUCAAGAUGGAGCUGCUGACGGCCGCUACGAGGCUGUUUCUGUGCCGGCCCGCUGAGAUGCAGGACAUGCUUGGAAGACUGCUGCACUACUGCAUAGAAGAGGAGACGGACAUGAGCGUGCGUGACCAGGCCCUGCUUUACUACCGCCUCUUGCACUGUGGGAUAGAAAAGACGCGCAGGAUCCUCCUGGGUCGGAGGUCAGACCCUUCCCUGGGUGUGUUGAUCGGCCGCCCUGCGGAGCCCAUCAGCCAGUGGGCCUCCAGCUUUAACACUCUGGAGCCCCUGAAGCAGAGCAACGUGGAGGCAGAGUCGACCAGCCGGGGAAGCCCUGAACACGUGGCCUUUGACCCCAAGACAAACACCGACCUCUCAGACACACUGAAUUGCAGCCGAGUCGAGGCGGCGCAUUCAGGCUCAGACAGUAGAGCCGCUCAGCGUUUAGGCUCCUCUUCUGAUGGCCUGGCUUCCAGCACUGCAGCCUCCUCCCUAAGUUUGUCCCUGUCCCCGGCACUCAGCCCAGAGGAGUUUGAGCGCCUGUGGCUGCAGCGACAGGACUCGCAUGAUGAACGAGGUACUGGGAACACAGAGGAAGAAGAAGACUCCGUGUGGACGGAAGAACAUGUUCCAUGUCCAGCUGUACCGCACUGUUCCCCACAAAGCCUCCAGGCAGCUCUGCAGCUGGUCAACAUCCAGACACUGGCCUUCACCGCCCUCAACACACUCCCCUGGAGGGUUUACUUGUACACACACACCCAUCACACACAACCGCCUGACACGCCUCACAGCACACUCAUAUUAGGAGAGCUGCUGUACACAGGAGAAGCAAAUCAGGAGGCUGGAGUAAACAAAUGCAUGAUUUCACAUGAACAGGAACAGGUGGAGAAGCAAAUGGAAGCAACAGCUGACGUGCAGGACAGGGGAGAAAAUGAAGAAGAAAACCGGGUAAAGAUUACUCUUAAGCAGCAGCCAAGGGAUGACAAAGCUCUCAGCGGGUUUGUGUCAAUCCUUACUACUGUCCUGCACACGCUGUCCUCUGAGAGAGGUUAAAUAUACACGGACAUACAUGCACUGUAUUUGCUCCACGAUACAAUAACUGGCCAAACCUGUGCUUCAAACAUAACUGAAUAAAAGAAACAGGAAAUACC